Messenger RNA from Radiomyces spectabilis, 777 nucleotides. Its product is annotated as ribonuclease T2-like protein. Gene Ontology annotation, molecular function: RNA binding; ribonuclease T2 activity. The record is from RefSeq and is a predicted model, not a curated record. The coding region runs from base 1 to 777 and encodes 258 amino acids. The transcript is spliced from 6 exons. Gene Ontology annotation, cellular component: extracellular region. NCBI's taxonomy places the organism in Eukaryota, Fungi, Mucoromycota, Mucoromycetes, Mucorales, Radiomycetaceae. Gene Ontology annotation, biological process: RNA catabolic process.
AUGCGGUCAUUUUUGUCCUUACUCUUUCUCGGUUUAGGGUGUCAAGCUCUGACCCUCCAGCGAGCCGUUAAAGAGGCUCCCCUUUCCUGUAACCCCUCCGUUUUAUCAUGUCAUGUUACAGGCGCCGUCGAUGCCUGUUGCUCACCCACCUACGGUCAAGUCGUGUUUACACUUCAGUGGGUGCCAGGUUACGGUCCUGCAAACGAAUUCACCAUUCACGGUAAUUGCAAGGAGAAUGACUCACUGAUUUCAACCAACAGCGCUGGUGGUCGCGCGCCUUCCAAUGGCUGUGAUGCCAAGCGGGCUUCCAAUACAGUGGCCACCAUUGUCCGAGACCGCGAUCCUGAACUGUACCGACUGAUGCAAGCCUACUGGCCGAGUUAUAAGGACGACAAUAACUGGUUUUGGUCACAUGAAUGGACGAAACAUGGUACCUGCGUCAGUACCUUGCGACCCGUUUGUUACGGCAACUAUACCCAAUACGAUGAUGUGCUGGAAUACUUUCACCAAGCAAUGGAUCUCCAUCAUGAUUACGAUAUUUAUGGUGCACUCAACCUUGCCGGCGUUAUUCCAGGAAAUACAUACAAUUACAAGACAUUUUUGGACGCCAUUCAAAAGACAUAUGGCGGUAAAGUCAAAUUAGAUUGUGAUCGUAAUGGUCAGCUCCAGGAAAUCGGCCUUUACUUCCAUGUGGCGGGCCGUGAUCGUUACCAAAUCACCGACGCGGAUCAUACAGGCACUUGCAAAGGCGCCGUCUAUUACCCCAAGAAAUACUAG